GCACCAUUCUUCAACGCAAUAUCAAACUAUCAAAACACCAUAGCAGAGAAAGCUCUCAAUCACCAUGUCUUCUCAGAAUCCCAAGAAUUCACUCUACCCACAAGUUGAUCAAUCGAACCCAGAAGCUAUUUCUUCUUCUUCUUCUUCUCCAUCGUCUUCGACUAUAUACCCAUCUAUCGACAUGAAAGACCUCGCAGAGAAUCUCUUCCCAGAUAACGAUUCUCAAAACCCUAAUUCCCAAUCUCAACUCGAAUCCUCCGAAGAAAUCCUCAUCAGGGUUCCGGGCACAAUCGUCCAUCUCAUAGACAAAGAACAGAGCGUCGAGCUCGCUUGCGGCGAGCUCACAAUCGUUCGUCUCUUGCAAGGAGGAAACGUCGUCGCCGUUCUCGCUCGCAUCGACGAUCAAAUUCAAUGGCCAUUAGCGAAAGACGAAGCUGCUGUGAAGCUCGACGAGUCGCACUAUUUCUUCACUCUUCGUGUUCCAUCCGAGGCCGGGUUUGACAAUGAGGAAGACAACGAUGAAGUAAAUAUGGAGUCUGAGAAUUUGUUGAAUUAUGGAGUGACAAUCGCGUCGAAAGGGCAAGAGGGUUUGUUGGAGGCGUUUGAUUCGAUUUUGGAGCAUUACAGUGCGUUUUCGGUGCAGAAGGUGUCGGAGGCGGUUGAUGGAUCGGUGGUUGCGAGGGAGACAUCGCCGGAGGAAAUGGAAUCGGAGGAGGAGAAGAGGGAAUUGAUGGAGGGGAGUUCAGCGGCGUAUUGGACGACAUUGGCGCCGAAUGUGGAGGAUUAUAGCGGAAAUGUUGCGAGGAUGAUUGCGGUUGGUUCGGGGCAGCUGAUUAAGGGGAUUUUGUGGUGUGGAGAUGUGACAGUGGAUAGGUUGAAGUGGGGGAAUGAGUUCUUGAAGAAGAAGUUAGGACCUGCUUCACAGACAAAAAUUAGUCCCCAAGCCAUGAGGAGGAUGAAAAGGGUUAAGUUGUUGACAAAGAUGUCGGAGGAAGUGGCCACUGGAAUCCUUUCUGGGGUUGUGAAAGUGUCUGGAUUCUUCACAAGUUCGAUUGUGAAUUCCUCUGUGGGUAAGAAAUUCUUUAGCCUCCUGCCUGGAGAAAUUGUUCUUGCAUCGUUGGAUGGAUUCAAUAAGGUUUGUGAUGCUGUUGAAGUUGCUGGAAGAAAUGUAAUGUCAACCACAUCAGUUGUGACUACUGGACUUGUUUCUCAGAGAUGUCUUAUUGCAGGUACGGAGAGCAGGCAGCCAAGGUGACAAAUGAAGGUUUUGAUGCUGCAGGGCAUGCUAUAGGGAUUGCUUGGGCUGUGUUCAAGAUCAGAAAAGCUCUCAACCCAAAGAGUGUCAUCAAACCUACAACCCUUGCAAAGGCUGCUGCUGAAACAAAUUAUGCGGCAUUGAAGGCCAAAUCUAAUAAGCAAACAUAGAUGGAUUUUGCAGUUGGCUUUGUCUGCCUUUGGCAGUUGUCAUAGUUGUAAGAGGCUAUUAGAUUUUUGUCUUUUGGUAGUUCUUCCCCUCAAUUUUCUUUGUUACAGACGGUGCAUAAAAAUGUCUUUCUUUGUGUUCUUCUUUGAGGUCCUGACUCCUAAAGUUAUUAUAGGCUUCUUUGAAUUUAUACUAAUUUCCUACUGUAUUUUCUUUGAUAUUAAUUGGUCUCUCCAUCAAUAA
Camellia sinensis is the source of this 1666-nucleotide messenger RNA. RefSeq names its product protein EARLY-RESPONSIVE TO DEHYDRATION 7, chloroplastic. Gene Ontology annotation, cellular component: plasma membrane. The record is from RefSeq and is a predicted model, not a curated record. Lineage: Eukaryota; Viridiplantae; Streptophyta; Magnoliopsida; Ericales; Theaceae.